CUUGAGGCGACGUUGCCCUGCAACCUUCCAAGAACGGCUUCAAGAAGACGCGCCCAGAGGACCCAAAAGACUCUGUUUUGCAGGGUGAAUUGGGAAUUCGCUUUACUCCUCGAGGAAGUUUUAACGUACGUGUUUGCUUCGGGAUUCAAUGGCGGAGCCGUCCGAUGGCCCGGCCAGCUUCUGGACUCAGGCCAAUGCUCUGCUUCCGGAUUCAAUGGCGGAGCCGUCCGAUGGCCCGGCCAGCUUCCGGACUCAGGCCAAUGCUCUGCUUCGCAAGAACUUGACUUUCCAGAGACGAAAUAUCAUGACCAAUAUCCGGCUCGUUUCUUUUCCAGUUGUCCUCUGUUUACUCCUUGUUCUCAUCCAAAGAUUGGUCGACCAUGAACUGAACAAGGGUGACCUUAAGUGUGGCUGUAAAUGUAUCAAUACGAAUGGAGAUGGGCAGUGCAAGAAGGAGUGUGGGAUUCAAUAUUCCACCAUUAAACAAGCAGGAACCUGUGCCGUGCUAAAUCCUCCUGAAUGGCCUCCCCUAUUACAAAUACCGGCUCCCCAACAUCGUGCAGUAAGGACAGACUUUAUACCAUUUAAUGACUUGCCUAAUGAUUCCUGCAGUAGGAUACGGUCUUGUCCUGCAACCAUACUCUUCACAGGAAGUAAUCAUUCCCUUGGAGAAAUUUUGGUGGGGAAUAUGGUCCCAAAUUCUUUUACUCAGAAUUAUUCUGACAUUUUAGGCAGCUUGGCCCAGAAUGUCCUGGGUACUGCUUCACAGCCCGAUUCGCAGAACUAUCUUGAAUCUGCUUUUUUCUCUGACCAACCUGUGUACGUGGUUCAACAGCAGUGCACAGGAAACUCUUCAUUUUCGGUUGCUAUUCAGGAAUACUCCAAAACAUUUCAACUGGAUUUAAGUUGUGCCCAAGGUUUAUUUGUGUGGAGAAACAGCUCCUCAGCAGUAAAUGAUGAACUAUAUAAGGGCUAUCGGACAGGGAACACGGAAAGGCAAAUUAAUGAAAUAGUCGCAGGGUAUGAUUUCCUUAAUACAAAUUUCAAUAACUUCAAUGUGAGCAUAUGGUAUAAUUCAACCAAUAAGGAUGAUGCAAGAAAUGAACGUAGGUCAUUGGUGCGUGUUGCACGAUCUGUGAAUCUGGCAUCCAAUGCUUAUGUUCAGUUUUCUGGGCCCACAACAAAAUUGCUGUUUGAGUUCAUCAAAGAUAUGCCUAAACCUGAAACUGAAGCGAGGCUGGACUUCGCUUCUGUUCUUAGCACACUCUUCUUUACAUGGGUUAUCAUUCAACUGUUCCCUGUAGUCUUGACAGCUCUGGUUUAUGAGAAACAGCAGAAGCUGAGAAUUAUGAUGAAAAUGCAUGGGCUUGGUGAUGGACCAUAUUGGUUGAUUUCCUAUGCUUAUUUCCUUUGCAUAUCUUCAAUCUACAUGCUGUGCUUUGUGAUCUUCGGCUCAGUCAUCGGUUUAAAUUUUUUCACAUUGAACGACUACAGUAUGCAGUUUGUCUUUUAUUUCAUCUACAUAAACUUGCAAAUUUCUCUGGCAUUUCUGGUAGCGGCAUUUUUCUCCAGUGUGAAGACUGCUACAGUGGUGGGUUAUAUAUGUGUCUUUGGAACUGGUCUAUUGGGAGGUUUCCUUUUCCAAUUCUUCAUCGAAGAUGCAUCUUUCCCCAAAGGUUGGAUUAUCAUAAUGGAAUUAUACCCUGGCUUCUCACUGUACCAUGGCUUGUACGAGUUUGCACAAUAUUCCUUAGGGACUCAUGGCAUGCGUUGGAUUGAUUUAAGUGAUAGCAAAAAUGGUAUGAAAGACGUUCUGAUUAUCAUGGUUGUUGAGUGGUUGGUGGUGCUUUUUGUAGCCUAUUAUAUAGAUCAGGUCACAUCAUCUGGAAGUGGAAAAAGCGUUAUGUUUCUCUUUGAAAGAUUCGGAAAAAAGCAUCCAUCUUCUUCCCAGAGGCCUAGCUUGCAAAGGCAAGGAUCUAAAGUCCUUGUUCAGAUGGAGAAACCUGACGUCAGCCAGGAGAGGGAGAAGGUUAAGCAGUUGCUGCUAGAUCCAAGCACAAAUCACGCUAUUGUAUGUGACAAUCUCAAGAAGGUGUAUCCUGGAAGGGAUGGAAAUCCUGAGAAAUUUGCGGUUAGAGGGUUGUCACUUGCUUUGCCAGUAGGGGAAUGCUUUGGCAUGCUUGGUCCAAAUGGAGCAGGCAAAACCUCUUUCAUCAAUAUGAUGAUCGGCCUUACAAAACCAACCACUGGAACAGCAUAUGUUCAGGGGCUCGAUAUACAGACUGAUAUGGAUGGCAUAUAUACUAGCAUGGGCGUAUGUCCUCAACAUGACCUGCUCUGGGAAACCUUAACGGGCCGGGAGCACCUGCUUUUCUAUGGAAGACUCAAAAAUCUUAAGGGCUCUGCAUUGACACAAGCAGUGGAGGAAUCUCUCAAGAGUGUUAACUUAUUUUAUGGUGGUGUUGCUAACAAACAAGCUGGGAAAUACAGUGGAGGUAUGAAGAGGAGGCUGAGUGUUGCCAUUUCACUGAUUGGAGACCCCAAAGUUGUUUACAUGGAUGAACCUAGUUCAGGGUUGGAUCCAGCUUCAAGGAACAACUUAUGGAAUGUCGUGAAGCGUGCAAAGCAAGACCGGGCUAUUAUUCUGACCACUCAUUCAAUGGAAGAGGCAGAGGUACUGUGUGAUCGAUUGGGAAUAUUUGUUGAUGGAAGUUUGCAGUGUAUAGGGAACCCUAAAGAGCUGAAGGCUAGAUACGGAGGCUCUUAUGUGUUCACGAUGACAACGUCAUCCACUUAUGAGGAAGAAGUGGAGAACAUGGUGCGUUGUCUCUCCCCAGGCGCUAAAAGAAUAUAUCAAAUAUCUGGAACUCAGAAGUUUGAACUGCCAAAGCAUGAGGUCAAGAUCUCGGAUGUAUUCCAAGCAGUUGAGAAUGCAAAGAGUAGGUUCACGGUUCAUGCUUGGGGAUUAGCAAACACAACCCUGGAGGAUGUCUUCAUUAAGGUUGCUUGCAGCACGCAAGCAUCCAACGUGCUGUCCUGAUUGUUAGAAAAUACUAUAUUCUGACAUGAUCCAGAAUGUUAUACAGAAUUUUCUUGUCCCUUUUCAUCACUUGUAGCUACAGUCCAUCGUUGCUUUACAACUACAAUAUCCUCCGGCUCUCCUGGGUACUUCUCAACUGGCAUACAAAUUACCCUGCAUUUAGAAAGUUUCCCCUUUCGGUAUAUGUAUCAAUUACAGUGUUUCUUUCGUAUAAUUGUUACCUCCCGAA
Molecule: messenger RNA, 3269 nt
Organism: Eucalyptus grandis
Lineage: Eukaryota; Viridiplantae; Streptophyta; Magnoliopsida; Myrtales; Myrtaceae
Product: ABC transporter A family member 7-like
Biological process (GO): transmembrane transport; lipid transport
Cellular component (GO): membrane; intracellular membrane-bounded organelle
Molecular function (GO): ABC-type transporter activity; ATP hydrolysis activity; ATP binding
Source: RefSeq, a predicted model, not a curated record